AUGCGUGCGAGUCGUUGGAGCCUGGCAGGGCUUGCUGCCUGUGUGCUGGCGGCACCCGCGCUGGUCGGAGCCGCCACGCUGGAGCAGUGCGUCUCGUUCGUGUCGCUGUUUGACCUGGAUGACGUCCCGGACGAGCUUCAGAAGACAGUGACGCGGUGCAUUACGGGGCAGGAGGACUGCUGCUCUGUGAUCAACCUCGCGUUCAGCUACGGCCCUCUCGGCGGCUGCUUCUGCCACGAAGACUUCCCCGCGGCCCUCCUCGACAGCGUCGGGUUCCCGCCCCUCUUCGGCAGCGUCCUCGAGAAGCGCGUCUUCGCGUGCGACGUCCCUCGCCCGGAGGAGCCAGGAUGCGUCGGACGCACCGGCCCGGGUCCGUGGAACGCAGCCAGGGACGACGACGCGCGAGCGGUGUCGUGGACGUCGCCCGGCCCGCUCGGGAAGACCUUCCAGCUGCGCUGGCGGGGCUUCCUGCCCUUCUCCGGCAACGGUCAGACCCGCAUCGGAUUCGGUCUUCGUCCGAAGCGUACUGAUGGGCUGGACGACGCUCUCAGGGCGCUUCCCCGCGGGUCCUGGAUGGCGCGGACGCGCUCCACGUGGGCUGCCGCGCGCAGUGCUGCGGUGCGGCGCUGGACGGGCUGGCGCGUGGGGAUGCUUGGGCGCGUGCGCCGCGACUACGCGCCGAUCGUGGACGUGUGCCGGAGCACGUGGCUCGGCAAGUUCACGGUGGCGCUCGUCGAAACCAACUGA
Molecule: messenger RNA, 747 nt
Organism: Pedinophyceae sp. YPF-701
Lineage: Eukaryota; Viridiplantae; Chlorophyta; Pedinophyceae
Source: the annotation of a GenBank genome assembly